Molecule: messenger RNA, 27281 nt
Organism: Ctenopharyngodon idella (grass carp)
Lineage: Eukaryota; Metazoa; Chordata; Actinopteri; Cypriniformes; Xenocyprididae
Gene: col6a3
Product: collagen, type VI, alpha 3
Exons: 75
Coding region: 154-26469 (8771 amino acids)
Molecular function (GO): serine-type endopeptidase inhibitor activity
Source: RefSeq, a predicted model, not a curated record
GGUGGUUAAACUAAUGUGACAUUCUAAAGAUGUUUUCAAAUGACCUGGUGUUAAUGACGCUGUUUUCUUUCCCUAGCUGAUGAUGCCGUACCCAGAAAGGACGUAGUGUUUCUGCUGGACGGUUCAGAUGGCACUAGAAAUACAUUCCCAGCGAUGCGUGAAUUUGUGCAAAGAGUAGUGGAGCAAUUCAACAUAGAGGCAAACAGAGACCGUGUUUCUGUGGUGCAGUACAGUAGAGACGCGGAGGUCAAUUUCUAUCUGAAUACCUACUCAACAAAAGGGGAGAUCCUGAACACUGUCAGAGGUCUGAGGCAUAGAGGAGGGAGACCCCUCAACACAGGGGCAGCUCUCCAGUACGUGAGGGACAGUGUCUUCACUGCCUCUGCGGGGAGUAGAAAGCAAGAGGGUGUCCCUCAGAUUCUUAUCCUCCUCAGUGGAGGACGGUCAAGCGAUAACAUAGAUGCACCUGCCUCUGCCCUGAAAGAGAGGGGAAUCUUGAUUUUUGGCAUUGGCACCAGAAAUUCGAGCAGAGAGGUGCAGAGAAUUGCCAACGAUCCUACCUAUGCACAGUCCAUCAAUGAAUUCUCUGAUCUUCCCAGUGUCCAGCAGCAGUUUAUCAGCUCCCUCAACAAUGUGCUUGUACAAGUCAAGCCAACGACACCUACUGUGGCGGCUGAGCGAAGGAUGGCUAGGAGGGAUGUAGUGUUCCUGCUGGAUGGUUCAGAUGGCACAAGGAGCUCUUUCCCUGCAAUGCGUGACUUUGUUGAGAGGAUGGUGGAGAGACUGAAUGUGUCUGAGAACAGAGACCGUGUGUCUGUGGUCCAGUACAGCAGAGAUCCAGAGGCCCAUUUCUAUCUUAACACAUACUCAAGAAAGGAGGACGUGCUUGACACGCUCAGGGGUCUGAGGCACAAAGGAGGGAGACCCCUCAACACAGGGGCAGCUCUGCAGUACGUGAGGGACAAUGUCUUCACUGCCUCCGCUGGAAGCAGACUUGUAGAAGGUGUGCCUCAGUUACUGAUUCUGCUGAGUGGUGGAAGGUCAUUUGAUAAUGUUGACACACCAGCCUCAUCCCUGAAGGAGCUGGGAGUGCUUAUCUUUGGGAUAGGGUCAAGGAGCUCAGACAGCGGGGAACUCCAGAAGAUCUCCCAUGAGCCUAGUUAUGCACUCUCAGUGAGUGACUUCGCUGACCUUCCCAGUGUCCAACAGCAGCUUUUCACCAACAUUAACACGGUCUUUGUAGAGGCCACGCCUAUCACUACCACAACGAUAGCUGAGGGCCGUAGACAGAGGAGAGAUGUUGUCUUCCUGCUGGAUGGAUCAGAUGGCACUAGGAAUGGGUUCCCAGCAAUGAAAGAAUUUGUGCAAAGAAUGGUGGAGAAAUUGGAAGUAGCUGAGAACAGAGAUCGCGUUUCUGUGGUCCAGUACAGCAGAGACCCAGAGGCCCAUUUCUAUCUGAACACGUACACGACAAAGGAAGAAGUUCUUGACAGUGUCAGAGGUCUGCGGCACAAAGGAGGCAGACCCCUCUACACGGGGGCAGCGCUCCAGUACGUCAGAGACAAUGUUUUUACUGCCUCCUCCGGCAGCAGACGGCUGGAGGGUGUGCCGCAGAUACUGGUUUUGCUUAGCGGGGAAAGGUCAUUUGACAGUGUUGAGGCAGCAGCCUCUUCUCUGAAAAAGCUUGGCGUCUUGACCUUUGGAAUAGGAUCGAGGGGCUCUGAUAGCAGAGAAUUGCAGAGAAUUUCAUACGACCCCAAUUAUGCUCUGUCCGUGUCCGACUUCAGCGAGCUUCCAAAUGUCCAAGAGCAGCUGCUGGCCUCUGUCCAGGCUGUUUCAAUUCCCAUCACUCCAACUACACCGACUGUAACCGCUGAUUAUGUCGCACCCAGAAAGGACGUAGUGUUUCUGCUGGACGGUUCAGAUGGCACUAGGAAUUCAUUCCCAGCAAUGCGUGAUUUUGUGCAAAGAGUAGUGGAGCAAUUCAACAUAGAGCCAACCAGAGACCGUGUUUCUGUGGUGCAGUACAGUAGAGACGCCGAGGUCCAUUUCUAUCUGAACAGCUACACGACAAAGGAAGACGUUCUCGACCGUGUCAGAGGUCUGAGACACAAAGGAGGUAGACCCCUCUACACGGGGGCAGCUCUCCAGUACGUCAGAGACAAUGUCUUUACUGCCUCCUCCGGCAGCAGACGGUUGGAGGGUGUGCCGCAGGUACUGAUCCUGCUUAACGGGGGAAGGUCAUUGGACAGUGUUGAUGCAGCAGCCUCCUCUCUGAAAGAGCUUGGCGUCUUGACCUUUGGAAUAGGAUCGAGGGGCUCUGAUAGCAGAGAACUGCAGAGAAUCUCAUACGACCCCAAUUAUGCUCUUUCCGUGUCCGACUUCAGUGAGCUUCCAAAUGUCCAAGAGCAGCUGCUGGCCUCUGUCCAGGCUGUUGCGAUGCCCAUCACUCCAACUACCCCGACUCUCACCGCUGAUGAUGCCGUACCCAGAAAGGACGUAGUGUUUCUGCUGGACGGUUCAGAUGGCACUAGAAAUACAUUCCCAGCGAUGCGUGAAUUUGUGCAAAGAGUAGUGGAGCAAUUCAACAUAGAGGCAAACAGAGACCGUGUUUCUGUGGUGCAGUACAGUAGAGACGCGGAGGUCAAUUUCUAUCUGAAUACCUACUCAACAAAAGGGGAGAUCCUGAACACUGUCAGAGGUCUGAGGCAUAGAGGAGGGAGACCCCUCAACACAGGGGCAGCUCUCCAGUACGUGAGGGACAGUGUCUUCACUGCCUCUGCGGGGAGUAGAAAGCAAGAGGGUGUCCCUCAGAUUCUUAUCCUCCUCAGUGGAGGACGGUCAAGCGAUAACAUAGAUGCACCUGCCUCUGCCCUGAAAGAGAGGGGAAUCUUGAUUUUUGGCAUUGGCACCAGAAAUUCGAGCAGAGAGGUGCAGAGAAUUGCCAACGAUCCUACCUAUGCACAGUCCAUCAAUGAAUUCUCUGAUCUUCCCAGUGUCCAGCAGCAGUUUAUCAGCUCCCUCAACAAUGUGCUUGUACAAGUCAAGCCAACGACACCUACUGUGGCGGCUGAGCGAAGGAUGGCUAGGAGGGAUGUAGUGUUCCUGCUGGAUGGUUCAGAUGGCACAAGGAGCUCUUUCCCUGCAAUGCGUGACUUUGUUGAGAGGAUGGUGGAGAGACUGAAUGUGUCUGAGAACAGAGACCGUGUGUCUGUGGUCCAGUACAGCAGAGAUCCAGAGGCCCAUUUCUAUCUUAACACAUACUCAAGAAAGGAGGACGUGCUUGACACGCUCAGGGGUCUGAGGCACAAAGGAGGGAGACCCCUCAACACAGGGGCAGCUCUGCAGUACGUGAGGGACAAUGUCUUCACUGCCUCCGCUGGAAGCAGACUUGUAGAAGGUGUGCCUCAGUUACUGAUUCUGCUGAGUGGUGGAAGGUCAUUUGAUAAUGUUGACACACCAGCCUCAUCCCUGAAGGAGCUGGGAGUGCUUAUCUUUGGGAUAGGGUCAAGGAGCUCAGACAGCGGGGAACUCCAGAAGAUCUCCCAUGAGCCUAGUUAUGCACUCUCAGUGAGUGACUUCGCUGACCUUCCCAGUGUCCAACAGCAGCUUUUCACCAACAUUAACACGGUCUUUGUAGAGGCCACGCCUAUCACUACCACAACGAUAGCUGAGGGCCGUAGACAGAGGAGAGAUGUUGUCUUCCUGCUGGAUGGAUCAGAUGGCACUAGGAAUGGGUUCCCAGCAAUGAAAGAAUUUGUGCAAAGAAUGGUGGAGAAAUUGGAAGUAGCUGAGAACAGAGAUCGCGUUUCUGUGGUCCAGUACAGCAGAGACCCAGAGGCCCAUUUCUAUCUGAACACGUACACGACAAAGGAAGAAGUUCUUGACAGUGUCAGAGGUCUGCGGCACAAAGGAGGCAGACCCCUCUACACGGGGGCAGCGCUCCAGUACGUCAGAGACAAUGUUUUUACUGCCUCCUCCGGCAGCAGACGGCUGGAGGGUGUGCCGCAGAUACUGGUUUUGCUUAGCGGGGAAAGGUCAUUUGACAGUGUUGAGGCAGCAGCCUCUUCUCUGAAAAAGCUUGGCGUCUUGACCUUUGGAAUAGGAUCGAGGGGCUCUGAUAGCAGAGAAUUGCAGAGAAUUUCAUACGACCCCAAUUAUGCUCUGUCCGUGUCCGACUUCAGCGAGCUUCCAAAUGUCCAAGAGCAGCUGCUGGCCUCUGUCCAGGCUGUUUCAAUUCCCAUCACUCCAACUACACCGACUGUAACCGCUGAUUAUGUCGCACCCAGAAAGGACGUAGUGUUUCUGCUGGACGGUUCAGAUGGCACUAGGAAUUCAUUCCCAGCAAUGCGUGAUUUUGUGCAAAGAGUAGUGGAGCAAUUCAACAUAGAGCCAACCAGAGACCGUGUUUCUGUGGUGCAGUACAGUAGAGACGCCGAGGUCCAUUUCUAUCUGAACAGCUACACGACAAAGGAAGACGUUCUCGACCGUGUCAGAGGUCUGAGACACAAAGGAGGUAGACCCCUCUACACGGGGGCAGCUCUCCAGUACGUCAGAGACAAUGUCUUUACUGCCUCCUCCGGCAGCAGACGGUUGGAGGGUGUGCCGCAGGUACUGAUCCUGCUUAACGGGGGAAGGUCAUUGGACAGUGUUGAUGCAGCAGCCUCCUCUCUGAAAGAGCUUGGCGUCUUGACCUUUGGAAUAGGAUCGAGGGGCUCUGAUAGCAGAGAACUGCAGAGAAUCUCAUACGACCCCAAUUAUGCUCUUUCCGUGUCCGACUUCAGUGAGCUUCCAAAUGUCCAAGAGCAGCUGCUGGCCUCUGUCCAGGCUGUUGCGAUGCCCAUCACUCCAACUACCCCGACUCUCACCGCUGAUGAUGCCGUACCCAGAAAGGACGUAGUGUUUCUGCUGGACGGUUCAGAUGGCACUAGAAAUACAUUCCCAGCGAUGCGUGAAUUUGUGCAAAGAGUAGUGGAGCAAUUCAACAUAGAGGCAAACAGAGACCGUGUUUCUGUGGUGCAGUACAGUAGAGACGCGGAGGUCAAUUUCUAUCUGAAUACCUACUCAACAAAAGGGGAGAUCCUGAACACUGUCAGAGGUCUGAGGCAUAGAGGAGGGAGACCCCUCAACACAGGGGCAGCUCUCCAGUACGUGAGGGACAGUGUCUUCACUGCCUCUGCGGGGAGUAGAAAGCAAGAGGGUGUCCCUCAGAUUCUUAUCCUCCUCAGUGGAGGACGGUCAAGCGAUAACAUAGAUGCACCUGCCUCUGCCCUGAAAGAGAGGGGAAUCUUGAUUUUUGGCAUUGGCACCAGAAAUUCGAGCAGAGAGGUGCAGAGAAUUGCCAACGAUCCUACCUAUGCACAGUCCAUCAAUGAAUUCUCUGAUCUUCCCAGUGUCCAGCAGCAGUUUAUCAGCUCCCUCAACAAUGUGCUUGUACAAGUCAAGCCAACGACACCUACUGUGGCGGCUGAGCGAAGGAUGGCUAGGAGGGAUGUAGUGUUCCUGCUGGAUGGUUCAGAUGGCACAAGGAGCUCUUUCCCUGCAAUGCGUGACUUUGUUGAGAGGAUGGUGGAGAGACUGAAUGUGUCUGAGAACAGAGACCGUGUGUCUGUGGUCCAGUACAGCAGAGAUCCAGAGGCCCAUUUCUAUCUUAACACAUACUCAAGAAAGGAGGACGUGCUUGACACGCUCAGGGGUCUGAGGCACAAAGGAGGGAGACCCCUCAACACAGGGGCAGCUCUGCAGUACGUGAGGGACAAUGUCUUCACUGCCUCCGCUGGAAGCAGACUUGUAGAAGGUGUGCCUCAGUUACUGAUUCUGCUGAGUGGUGGAAGGUCAUUUGAUAAUGUUGACACACCAGCCUCAUCCCUGAAGGAGCUGGGAGUGCUUAUCUUUGGGAUAGGGUCAAGGAGCUCAGACAGCGGGGAACUCCAGAAGAUCUCCCAUGAGCCUAGUUAUGCACUCUCAGUGAGUGACUUCGCUGACCUUCCCAGUGUCCAACAGCAGCUUUUCACCAACAUUAACACGGUCUUUGUAGAGGCCACGCCUAUCACUACCACAACGAUAGCUGAGGGCCGUAGACAGAGGAGAGAUGUUGUCUUCCUGCUGGAUGGAUCAGAUGGCACUAGGAAUGGGUUCCCAGCAAUGAAAGAAUUUGUGCAAAGAAUGGUGGAGAAAUUGGAAGUAGCUGAGAACAGAGAUCGCGUUUCUGUGGUCCAGUACAGCAGAGACCCAGAGGCCCAUUUCUAUCUGAACACGUACACGACAAAGGAAGAAGUUCUUGACAGUGUCAGAGGUCUGCGGCACAAAGGAGGCAGACCCCUCUACACGGGGGCAGCGCUCCAGUACGUCAGAGACAAUGUUUUUACUGCCUCCUCCGGCAGCAGACGGCUGGAGGGUGUGCCGCAGAUACUGGUUUUGCUUAGCGGGGAAAGGUCAUUUGACAGUGUUGAGGCAGCAGCCUCUUCUCUGAAAAAGCUUGGCGUCUUGACCUUUGGAAUAGGAUCGAGGGGCUCUGAUAGCAGAGAAUUGCAGAGAAUUUCAUACGACCCCAAUUAUGCUCUGUCCGUGUCCGACUUCAGCGAGCUUCCAAAUGUCCAAGAGCAGCUGCUGGCCUCUGUCCAGGCUGUUUCAAUUCCCAUCACUCCAACUACACCGACUGUAACCGCUGAUUAUGUCGCACCCAGAAAGGACGUAGUGUUUCUGCUGGACGGUUCAGAUGGCACUAGGAAUUCAUUCCCAGCAAUGCGUGAUUUUGUGCAAAGAGUAGUGGAGCAAUUCAACAUAGAGCCAACCAGAGACCGUGUUUCUGUGGUGCAGUACAGUAGAGACGCCGAGGUCCAUUUCUAUCUGAACAGCUACACGACAAAGGAAGACGUUCUCGACCGUGUCAGAGGUCUGAGACACAAAGGAGGUAGACCCCUCUACACGGGGGCAGCUCUCCAGUACGUCAGAGACAAUGUCUUUACUGCCUCCUCCGGCAGCAGACGGUUGGAGGGUGUGCCGCAGGUACUGAUCCUGCUUAACGGGGGAAGGUCAUUGGACAGUGUUGAUGCAGCAGCCUCCUCUCUGAAAGAGCUUGGCGUCUUGACCUUUGGAAUAGGAUCGAGGGGCUCUGAUAGCAGAGAACUGCAGAGAAUCUCAUACGACCCCAAUUAUGCUCUUUCCGUGUCCGACUUCAGUGAGCUUCCAAAUGUCCAAGAGCAGCUGCUGGCCUCUGUCCAGGCUGUUGCGAUGCCCAUCACUCCAACUACCCCGACUCUCACCGCUGAUGAUGCCGUACCCAGAAAGGACGUAGUGUUUCUGCUGGACGGUUCAGAUGGCACUAGAAAUACAUUCCCAGCGAUGCGUGAAUUUGUGCAAAGAGUAGUGGAGCAAUUCAACAUAGAGGCAAACAGAGACCGUGUUUCUGUGGUGCAGUACAGUAGAGACGCGGAGGUCAAUUUCUAUCUGAAUACCUACUCAACAAAAGGGGAGAUCCUGAACACUGUCAGAGGUCUGAGGCAUAGAGGAGGGAGACCCCUCAACACAGGGGCAGCUCUCCAGUACGUGAGGGACAGUGUCUUCACUGCCUCUGCGGGGAGUAGAAAGCAAGAGGGUGUCCCUCAGAUUCUUAUCCUCCUCAGUGGAGGACGGUCAAGCGAUAACAUAGAUGCACCUGCCUCUGCCCUGAAAGAGAGGGGAAUCUUGAUUUUUGGCAUUGGCACCAGAAAUUCGAGCAGAGAGGUGCAGAGAAUUGCCAACGAUCCUACCUAUGCACAGUCCAUCAAUGAAUUCUCUGAUCUUCCCAGUGUCCAGCAGCAGUUUAUCAGCUCCCUCAACAAUGUGCUUGUACAAGUCAAGCCAACGACACCUACUGUGGCGGCUGAGCGAAGGAUGGCUAGGAGGGAUGUAGUGUUCCUGCUGGAUGGUUCAGAUGGCACAAGGAGCUCUUUCCCUGCAAUGCGUGACUUUGUUGAGAGGAUGGUGGAGAGACUGAAUGUGUCUGAGAACAGAGACCGUGUGUCUGUGGUCCAGUACAGCAGAGAUCCAGAGGCCCAUUUCUAUCUUAACACAUACUCAAGAAAGGAGGACGUGCUUGACACGCUCAGGGGUCUGAGGCACAAAGGAGGGAGACCCCUCAACACAGGGGCAGCUCUGCAGUACGUGAGGGACAAUGUCUUCACUGCCUCCGCUGGAAGCAGACUUGUAGAAGGUGUGCCUCAGUUACUGAUUCUGCUGAGUGGUGGAAGGUCAUUUGAUAAUGUUGACACACCAGCCUCAUCCCUGAAGGAGCUGGGAGUGCUUAUCUUUGGGAUAGGGUCAAGGAGCUCAGACAGCGGGGAACUCCAGAAGAUCUCCCAUGAGCCUAGUUAUGCACUCUCAGUGAGUGACUUCGCUGACCUUCCCAGUGUCCAACAGCAGCUUUUCACCAACAUUAACACGGUCUUUGUAGAGGCCACGCCUAUCACUACCACAACGAUAGCUGAGGGCCGUAGACAGAGGAGAGAUGUUGUCUUCCUGCUGGAUGGAUCAGAUGGCACUAGGAAUGGGUUCCCAGCAAUGAAAGAAUUUGUGCAAAGAAUGGUGGAGAAAUUGGAAGUAGCUGAGAACAGAGAUCGCGUUUCUGUGGUCCAGUACAGCAGAGACCCAGAGGCCCAUUUCUAUCUGAACACGUACACGACAAAGGAAGAAGUUCUUGACAGUGUCAGAGGUCUGCGGCACAAAGGAGGCAGACCCCUCUACACGGGGGCAGCGCUCCAGUACGUCAGAGACAAUGUCUUUACUGCCUCCUCCGGUAGCAGACGGCUGGAGGGUGUGCCGCAGAUACUGGUUCUGCUUAGCGGGGGAAGGUCAUUGGACAGUGUUGAGGCAGCAGCCUCUUCUCUCAAAGAGCUUGGCGUCUUGACCUUUGGAAUAGGAUCGAGGGGCUCUGAUAGCAGAGAAUUGCAGAGAAUUUCAUACGACCCCAAUUAUGCUCUGUCCGUGUCCGACUUCAGCGAGCUCCCAAAAGUCCAAGAGCAGCUGCUGGCCUCUGUCCAGGCUGUUUCAAUUCCCAUCACUCCAACUACACCGACUGUAACCGCUGAUUACGUCGCACCCAGAAAGGACGUAGUGUUUCUGCUGGACGGUUCAGAUGGCACUAGGAAUUCAUUCCCAGCUAUGCGUGAUUUUGUGCAAAGAGUAGUGGAGCAAUUCGACAUAGAGCCAAACAGAGACCGUGUUUCUGUGGUGCAGUACAGUAGAGACGCCGAGGUCCAUUUCUAUCUGAACAGCUACACGACAAAGGAAGACGUUCUCGACCGUGUCAGAGGUCUGAGACACAAAGGAGGUAGACCCCUCUACACGGGGGCAGCUCUCCAGUACGUCAGAGACAAUGUCUUUACUGCCUCCUCCGGCAGCAGACGGUUGGAGGGUGUGCCGCAGGUACUGAUCCUGCUUAACGGGGGAAGGUCAUUGGACAGUGUUGAUGCAGCAGCCUCCUCUCUGAAAGAGCUUGGCGUCUUGACCUUUGGAAUAGGAUCGAGGGGCUCUGAUAGCAGAGAACUGCAGAGAAUCUCAUACGACCCCAAUUAUGCUCUUUCCGUGUCCGACUUCAGUGAGCUUCCAAAUGUCCAAGAGCAGCUGCUGGCCUCUGUCCAGGCUGUUGCGAUGCCCAUCACUCCAACUACCCCGACUCUCACCGCUGAUGAUGCCGUACCCAGAAAGGACGUAGUGUUUCUGCUGGACGGUUCAGAUGGCACUAGAAAUACAUUCCCAGCGAUGCGUGAAUUUGUGCAAAGAGUAGUGGAGCAAUUCAACAUAGAGGCAAACAGAGACCGUGUUUCUGUGGUGCAGUACAGUAGAGACGCGGAGGUCAAUUUCUAUCUGAAUACCUACUCAACAAAAGGGGAGAUCCUGAACACUGUCAGAGGUCUGAGGCAUAGAGGAGGGAGACCCCUCAACACAGGGGCAGCUCUCCAGUAUGUGAGGGACAGUGUCUUCACUGCCUCUGCGGGGAGUAGAAAGCAAGAGGGUGUCCCUCAGAUUCUUAUCCUCCUCAGUGGAGGACAGUCAAGCGAUAACAUAGAUGCACCUGCCUCUGCCCUGAAAGAGAGGGGAAUCUUGAUUUUUGGCAUUGGCACCAGAAAUUCGAGCAGAGAGGUGCAGAGAAUUGCCAACGAUCCUACCUAUGCACAGUCCAUCAAUGAAUUCUCUGAUCUUCCCAGUGUCCAGCAGCAGUUUAUCAGCUCCCUCAACAAUGUGCUUGUACAAGUCAAGCCAACGACACCUACUGUGGCGGCUGAGCGAAGGAUGGCUAGGAGGGAUGUAGUGUUCCUGCUGGAUGGUUCAGAUGGCACAAGGAGCUCUUUCCCUGCAAUGCGUGACUUUGUUGAGAGGAUGGUGGAGAGACUGAAUGUGUCUGAGAACAGAGACCGUGUGUCUGUGGUCCAGUACAGCAGAGAUCCAGAGGCCCAUUUCUAUCUUAACACAUACUCAAGAAAGGAGGACGUGCUUGACACGCUCAGGGGUCUGAGGCACAAAGGAGGGAGACCCCUCAACACAGGGGCAGCUCUGCAGUACGUGAGGGACAAUGUCUUCACUGCCUCCGCUGGAAGCAGACUUGUAGAAGGUGUGCCUCAGUUACUGAUUCUGCUGAGUGGUGGAAGGUCAUUUGAUAAUGUUGACACACCAGCCUCAUCCCUGAAGGAGCUGGGAGUGCUUAUCUUUGGGAUAGGGUCAAGGAGCUCAGACAGCGGGGAACUCCAGAAGAUCUCCCAUGAGCCUAGUUAUGCACUCUCAGUGAGUGACUUCGCUGACCUUCCCAGUGUCCAACAGCAGCUUUUCACCAACAUUAACACGGUCUUUGUAGAGGCCACGCCUAUCACUACCACAACGAUAGCUGAGGGCCGUAGACAGAGGAGAGAUGUUGUCUUCCUGCUGGAUGGAUCAGAUGGCACUAGGAAUGGGUUCCCAGCAAUGAAAGAAUUUGUGCAAAGAAUGGUGGAGAAAUUGGAAGUAGCUGAGAACAGAGAUCGCGUUUCUGUGGUCCAGUACAGCAGAGACCCAGAGGCCCAUUUCUAUCUGAACACGUACACGACAAAGGAAGAAGUUCUUGACAGUGUCAGAGGUCUGCGGCACAAAGGAGGCAGACCCCUCUACACGGGGGCAGCGCUCCAGUACGUCAGAGACAAUGUCUUUACUGCCUCCUCCGGUAGCAGACGGCUGGAGGGUGUGCCGCAGAUACUGGUUCUGCUUAGCGGGGGAAGGUCAUUGGACAGUGUUGAGGCAGCAGCCUCUUCUCUCAAAGAGCUUGGCGUCUUGACCUUUGGAAUAGGAUCGAGGGGCUCUGAUAGCAGAGAAUUGCAGAGAAUUUCAUACGACCCCAAUUAUGCUCUGUCCGUGUCCGACUUCAGCGAGCUCCCAAAAGUCCAAGAGCAGCUGCUGGCCUCUGUCCAGGCUGUUUCAAUUCCCAUCACUCCAACUACACCGACUGUAACCGCUGAUUACGUCGCACCCAGAAAGGACGUAGUGUUUCUGCUGGACGGUUCAGAUGGCACUAGGAAUUCAUUCCCAGCUAUGCGUGAUUUUGUGCAAAGAGUAGUGGAGCAAUUCGACAUAGAGCCAAACAGAGACCGUGUUUCUGUGGUGCAGUACAGUAGAGACGCCGAGGUCCAUUUCUAUCUGAACAGCUACACGACAAAGGAAGACGUUCUCGACCGUGUCAGAGGUCUGAGACACAAAGGAGGUAGACCCCUCUACACGGGGGCAGCUCUCCAGUACGUCAGAGACAAUGUCUUUACUGCCUCCUCCGGCAGCAGACGGUUGGAGGGUGUGCCGCAGGUACUGAUCCUGCUUAACGGGGGAAGGUCAUUGGACAGUGUUGAUGCAGCAGCCUCCUCUCUGAAAGAGCUUGGCGUCUUGACCUUUGGAAUAGGAUCGAGGGGCUCUGAUAGCAGAGAACUGCAGAGAAUCUCAUACGACCCCAAUUAUGCUCUUUCCGUGUCCGACUUCAGUGAGCUUCCAAAUGUCCAAGAGCAGCUGCUGGCCUCUGUCCAGGCUGUUGCGAUGCCCAUCACUCCAACUACCCCGACUCUGACCGCUGAUGAUGCCGUACCCAGAAAGGACGUAGUGUUUCUGCUGGACGGUUCAGAUGGCACUAGAAAUACAUUCCCAGCGAUGCGUGAAUUUGUGCAAAGAGUAGUGGAGCAAUUCAACAUAGAGGCAAACAGAGACCGUGUUUCUGUGGUGCAGUACAGUAGAGACGCGGAGGUCAAUUUCUAUCUGAAUACCUACUCAACAAAAGGGGAGAUCCUGAACACUGUCAGAGGUCUGAGGCAUAGAGGAGGGAGACCCCUCAACACAGGGGCAGCUCUCCAGUACGUGAGGGACAGUGUCUUCACUGCCUCUGCGGGGAGUAGAAAGCAAGAGGGUGUCCCUCAGAUUCUUAUCCUCCUCAGUGGAGGACGGUCAAGCGAUAACAUAGAUGCACCUGCCUCUGCCCUGAAAGAGAUGGGAAUCUUGAUUUUUGGCAUUGGCACCAGAAAUUCGAGCAGAGAGGUGCAGAGAAUUGCCAACGAUCCUACCUAUGCACAGUCCAUCAAUGAAUUCUCUGAUCUUCCCAGUGUCCAGCAGCAGUUUAUCAGCUCCCUCAACAAUGUGCUUGUACAAGUCAAGCCAACGACACCUACUGUGGCGGCUGAGCGAAGGAUGGCUAGGAGGGAUGUAGUGUUCCUGCUGGAUGGUUCAGAUGGCACAAGGAGCUCUUUCCCUGCAAUGCGUGACUUUGUUGAGAGGAUGGUGGAGAGACUGAAUGUGUCUGAGAACAGAGACCGUGUGUCUGUGGUCCAGUACAGCAGAGAUCCAGAGGCCCAUUUCUAUCUUAACACAUACUCAAGAAAGGAGGACGUGCUUGACACGCUCAGGGGUCUGAGGCACAAAGGAGGGAGACCCCUCAACACAGGGGCAGCUCUGCAGUACGUGAGGGACAAUGUCUUCACUGCCUCCGCUGGAAGCAGACUUGUAGAAGGUGUGCCUCAGUUACUGAUUCUGCUGAGUGGUGGAAGGUCAUUUGAUAAUGUUGACACACCAGCCUCAUCCCUGAAGGAGCUGGGAGUGCUUAUCUUUGGGAUAGGGUCAAGGAGCUCAGACAGCGGGGAACUCCAGAAGAUCUCCCAUGAGCCUAGUUAUGCACUCUCAGUGAGUGACUUCGCUGACCUUCCCAGUGUCCAACAGCAGCUUUUCACUAACAUUAACACAGUCUUUGUAGAGGCCACGCCUAUCACUACCACAACGAUAGCUGAGGGCCGUAGACAGAGGAGAGAUGUUGUCUUCCUGCUGGAUGGAUCAGAUGGCACUAGGAAUGGGUUCCCAGCAAUGAAAGAAUUUGUGCAAAGAAUGGUGGAGAAAUUGGAAGUAGCUGAGAACAGAGAUCGCGUUUCUGUGGUCCAGUACAGCAGAGACCCAGAGGCCCAUUUCUAUCUGAACACGUACACGACAAAGGAAGAAGUUCUUGACAGUGUCAGAGGUCUGCGGCACAAAGGAGGCAGACCCCUCUACACGGGGGCAGCGCUCCAGUACGUCAGAGACAAUGUCUUUACUGCCUCCUCCGGUAGCAGACGGCUGGAGGGUGUGCCGCAGAUACUGGUUUUUCUUAGCGGGGGAAGGUCAUUGGACAGUGUUGAGGCAGCAGCCUCUUCUCUCAAAGAGCUUGGCGUCUUGACCUUUGGAAUAGGAUCGAGGGGCUCUGAUAGCAGAGAAUUGCAGAGAAUUUCAUACGACCCCAGUUAUGCUCUGUCCGUGUCCGACUUCAGCGAGCUCCCAAAAGUCCAAGAGCAGCUGCUGGCCUCUGUCCAGGCUGUUUCAAUUCCCAUCACUCCAACUACACCGACUGUAACCGCUGAUUACGUCGCACCCAGAAAGGACGUAGUGUUUCUGCUGGACGGUUCAGAUGGCACUAGGAAUUCAUUCCCAGCUAUGCGUGAUUUUGUGCAAAGAGUAGUGGAGCAAUUCGACAUAGAGCUAAACAGAGACCGUGUUUCUGUGGUGCAGUACAGUAGUGACACCGAGGUCCAUUUCUAUCUGAACAGCUACACGACAAAGGAAGACGUUCUCGACCGUGUCAGAGGUCUGAGACACAAAGGAGGUAGACCCCUCUACACGGGGGCAGCUCUCCAGUACGUCAGAGACAAUGUCUUUACUGCCUCCUCCGGCAGCAGACGGUUGGAGGGUGUGCCGCAGGUACUGAUCCUGCUUAACGGGGGAAGGUCAUUGGACAGUGUUGAUGCAGCAGCCUCCUCUCUGAAAGAGCUUGGCGUCUUGACCUUUGGAAUAGGAUCGAGGGGCUCUGAUAGCAGAGAACUGCAGAGAAUCUCAUACGACCCCAAUUAUGCUCUGUCCGUGUCCGACUUCAGCGAGCUCCCAAAAGUCCAAGAGCAGCUGCUGGCCUCUGUCCAGGCUGUUUCAAUUCCCAUCACUCCAACUACACCGACUGUAACCGCUGAUUACGUCGCACCCAGAAAGGACGUAGUGUUUCUGCUGGACGGUUCAGAUGGCACUAGGAAUUCAUUCCCAGCUAUGCGUGAUUUUGUGCAAAGAGUAGUGGAGCAAUUCGACAUAGAGCCAAACAGAGACCGUGUUUCUGUGGUGCAGUACAGUAGAGACGCCGAGGUCCAUUUCUAUCUGAACAGCUACACGACAAAGGAAGACGUUCUCGACCGUGUCAGAGGUCUGAGACACAAAGGAGGUAGACCCCUCUACACGGGGGCAGCUCUCCAGUACGUCAGAGACAAUGUCUUUACUGCCUCCUCCGGCAGCAGACGGUUGGAGGGUGUGCCGCAGGUACUGAUCCUGCUUAACGGGGGAAGGUCAUUGGACAGUGUUGAUGCAGCAGCCUCCUCUCUGAAACAGCUUGGCGUCUUGACCUUUGGAAUAGGAUCGAGGGGCUCUGAUAGCAGAGAACUGCAGAGAAUCUCAUACGACCCCAAUUAUGCUCUUUCCGUGUCCGACUUCAGUGAGCUUCCAAAUGUCCAAGAGCAGCUGCUGGCCUCUGUCCAGGCUGUUGCGAUGCCCAUCACUCCAACUACCCCGACUCUCACCGCUGAUGAUGCCGUACCCAGAAAGGACGUAGUGUUUCUGCUGGACGGUUCAGAUGGCACUAGAAAUACAUUCCCAGCGAUGCGUGAAUUUGUGCAAAGAGUAGUGGAGCAAUUCAACAUAGAGGCAAACAGAGACCGUGUUUCUGUGGUGCAGUACAGUAGAGACGCGGAGGUCAAUUUCUAUCUGAAUACCUACUCAACAAAAGGGGAGAUCCUGAACACUGUCAGAGGUCUGAGGCAUAGAGGAGGGAGACCCCUCAACACAGGGGCAGCUCUCCAGUACGUGAGGGACAGUGUCUUCACUGCCUCUGCGGGGAGUAGAAAGCAAGAGGGUGUCCCUCAGAUUCUUAUCCUCCUCAGUGGAGGACGGUCAAGCGAUAACAUAGAUGCACCUGCCUCUGCCCUGAAAGAGAUGGGAAUCUUGAUUUUUGGCAUUGGCACCAGAAAUUCGAGCAGAGAGGUGCAGAGAAUUGCCAACGAUCCUACCUAUGCACAGUCCAUCAAUGAAUUCUCUGAUCUUCCCAGUGUCCAGCAGCAGUUUAUCAGCUCCCUCAACAAUGUGCUUGUACAAGUCAAGCCAACGACACCUACUGUGGCGGCUGAGCGAAGGAUGGCUAGGAGGGAUGUAGUGUUCCUGCUGGAUGGUUCAGAUGGCACAAGGAGCUCUUUCCCUGCAAUGCGUGACUUUGUUGAGAGGAUGGUGGAGAGACUGAAUGUGUCUGAGAACAGAGACCGUGUGUCUGUGGUCCAGUACAGCAGAGAUCCAGAGGCCCAUUUCUAUCUUAACACAUACUCAAGAAAGGAGGACAUGCUUGACACGCUCAGGGGUCUGAGGCACAAAGGAGGGAGACCCCUCAACACAGGGGCAGCUCUGCAGUACGUGAGGGACAAUGUCUUCACUGCCUCCGCUGGAAGCAGACUUGUAGAAGGUGUGCCUCAGUUACUGAUUCUGCUGAGUGGUGGAAGGUCAUUUGAUAAUGUUGACACACCAGCCUCAUCCCUGAAGGAGCUGGGAGUGCUUAUCUUUGGGAUAGGGUCAAGGAGCUCAGACAGCGGGGAACUCCAGAAGAUCUCCCAUGAGCCUAGUUAUGCACUCUCAGUGAGUGACUUCGCUGACCUUCCCAGUGUCCAACAGCAGCUUUUCACCAACAUUAACACGGUCUUUGUAGAGGCCACGCCUAUCACUACCACAACGAUAGCUGAGGGCCGUAGACAGAGGAGAGAUGUUGUCUUCCUGCUGGAUGGAUCAGAUGGCACUAGGAAUGGGUUCCCAGCAAUGAAAGAAUUUGUGCAAAGAAUGGUGGAGAAAUUGGAAGUAGCUGAGAACAGAGAUCGCGUUUCUGUGGUCCAGUACAGCAGAGACCCAGAGGCCCAUUUCUAUCUGAACACGUACACGACAAAGGAAGAAGUUCUUGACAGUGUCAGAGGUCUGCGGCACAAAGGAGGCAGACCCCUCUACACGGGGGCAGCGCUCCAGUACGUCAGAGACAAUGUCUUUACUGCCUCCUCCGGUAGCAGACGGCUGGAGGGUGUGCCGCAGAUACUGGUUUUUCUUAGCGGGGGAAGGUCAUUGGACAGUGUUGAGGCAGCAGCCUCUUCUCUCAAAGAGCUUGGCGUCUUGACCUUUGGAAUAGGAUCGAGAGGCUCUGAUAGCAGAGAAUUGCAGAGAAUUUCAUACGACCCCAGUUAUGCUCUGUCCGUGUCCGACUUCAGCGAGCUCCCAAAAGUCCAAGAGCAGCUGCUGGCCUCUGUCCAGGCUGUUUCAAUUCCCAUCACUCCAACUACACCGACUGUAACCGCUGAUUACGUCGCACCCAGAAAGGACGUAGUGUUUCUGCUGGACGGUUCAGAUGGCACUAGGAAUUCAUUCCCAGCUAUGCGUGAUUUUGUGCAAAGAGUAGUGGAGCAAUUCGACAUAGAGCUAAACAGAGACCGUGUUUCUGUGGUGCAGUACAGUAGUGACACCGAGGUCCAUUUCUAUCUGAACAGCUACACGACAAAGGAAGACGUUCUCGACCGUGUCAGAGGUCUGAGACACAAAGGAGGUAGACCCCUCUACACGGGGGCAGCUCUCCAGUACGUCAGAGACAAUGUCUUUACUGCCUCCUCCGGCAGCAGACGGUUGGAGGGUGUGCCGCAGGUACUGAUCCUGCUUAACGGGGGAAGGUCAUUGGACAGUGUUGAUGCAGCAGCCUCCUCUCUGAAAGAGCUUGGCGUCUUGACCUUUGGAAUAGGAUCGAGGGGCUCUGAUAGCAGAGAACUGCAGAGAAUCUCAUACGACCCCAAUUAUGCUCUGUCCGUGUCCGACUUCAGCGAGCUCCCAAAAGUCCAAGAGCAGCUGCUGGCCUCUGUCCAGGCUGUUUCAAUUCCCAUCACUCCAACUACACCGACUGUAACCGCUGAUUACGUCGCACCCAGAAAGGACGUAGUGUUUCUGCUGGACGGUUCAGAUGGCACUAGGAAUUCAUUCCCAGCUAUGCGUGAUUUUGUGCAAAGAGUAGUGGAGCAAUUCGACAUAGAGCCAAACAGAGACCGUGUUUCUGUGGUGCAGUACAGUAGAGACGCCGAGGUCCAUUUCUAUCUGAACAGCUACACGACAAAGGAAGACGUUCUCGACCGUGUCAGAGGUCUGAGACACAAAGGAGGUAGACCCCUCUACACGGGGGCAGCUCUCCAGUACGUCAGAGACAAUGUCUUUACUGCCUCCUCCGGCAGCAGACGGUUGGAGGGUGUGCCGCAGGUACUGAUCCUGCUUAACGGGGGAAGGUCAUUGGACAGUGUUGAUGCAGCAGCCUCCUCUCUGAAACAGCUUGGCGUCUUGACCUUUGGAAUAGGAUCGAGGGGCUCUGAUAGCAGAGAACUGCAGAGAAUCUCAUACGACCCCAAUUAUGCUCUUUCCGUGUCCGACUUCAGUGAGCUUCCAAAUGUCCAAGAGCAGCUGCUGGCCUCUGUCCAGGCUGUUGCGAUGCCCAUCACUCCAACUACCCCGACUCUCACCGCUGAUGAUGCCGUACCCAGAAAGGACGUAGUGUUUCUGCUGGACGGUUCAGAUGGCACUAGAAAUACAUUCCCAGCGAUGCGUGAAUUUGUGCAAAGAGUAGUGGAGCAAUUCAACAUAGAGGCAAACAGAGACCGUGUUUCUGUGGUGCAGUACAGUAGAGACGCGGAGGUCAAUUUCUAUCUGAAUACCUACUCAACAAAAGGGGAGAUCCUGAACACUGUCAGAGGUCUGAGGCAUAGAGGAGGGAGACCCCUCAACACAGGGGCAGCUCUCCAGUACGUGAGGGACAGUGUCUUCACUGCCUCUGCGGGGAGUAGAAAGCAAGAGGGUGUCCCUCAGAUUCUUAUCCUCCUCAGUGGAGGACGGUCAAGCGAUAACAUAGAUGCACCUGCCUCUGCCCUGAAAGAGAGGGGAAUCUUGAUUUUUGGCAUUGGCACCAGAAAUUCGAGCAGAGAGGUGCAGAGAAUUGCCAACGAUCCUACCUAUGCACAGUCCAUCAAUGAAUUCUCUGAUCUUCCCAGUGUCCAGCAGCAGUUUAUCAGCUCCCUCAACAAUGUGCUUGUACAAGUCAAGCCAACGACACCUACUGUGGCGGCUGAUGAUGCCGUACCCAGAAAGGACGUAGUGUUUCUGCUGGACGGUUCAGAUGGCACUAGAAAUACAUUCCCAGCGAUGCGUGAAUUUGUGCAAAGAGUAGUGGAGCAAUUCAACAUAGAGGCAAACAGAGACCGUGUUUCUGUGGUGCAGUACAGUAGAGACGCGGAGGUCAAUUUCUAUCUGAAUACCUACUCAACAAAAGGGGAGAUCCUGAACACUGUCAGAGGUCUGAGGCAUAGAGGAGGGAGACCCCUCAACACAGGGGCAGCUCUCCACUACGUGAGGGACAGUGUCUUCACUGCCUCUGCGGGGAGUAGAAAGCAAGAGGGUGUCCCUCAGAUUCUUAUCCUCCUUAGUGGAGGACGGUCAAGCGAUAACAUAGAUGCACCUGCCUCUGCCCUGAAAGAGAGGGGAAUCUUGAUUUUUGGCAUUGGCACCAGAAAUUCGAGCAGAGAGGUGCAGAGAAUUGCCAACGAUCCUACCUAUGCACAGUCCAUCAAUGAAUUCUCUGAUCUUCCCAGUGUCCAGCAGCAGUUUAUCAGCUCCCUCAGCAAUGUGCUUGUACAAGUCAAGCCAACGACACCUACUGUGGCGGCUGAGCGAAGGAUGGCUACGAGGGAUGUAGUGUUCCUGCUGGAUGGUUCAGAUGGCACAAGGAGCUCUUUCCCGGCAAUGCGUGACUUUGUUGAGAGGAUGGUGGAGAGACUGAAUGUGUCUGAGAACAGAGACCGUGUUUCUGUGGUCCAGUACAGCAGAGAUCCAGAGGCCCAUUUCUAUCUUAACACAUACUCAAGAAAGAAUGACGUGCUUGACACGCUCAGGGGUCUGAGGCACAAAGGAGGGAGACCCCUCAACACAGGGGCAGCUCUGCAGUAUGUGAGAGACAAUGUCUUCACUGCCUCCUCUGGAAGCAGACGUGUUGAAGGCGUGCCUCAGUUACUGAUUCUGCUGAGUGGUGGAAGGUCAUUUGAUAAUGUUGACACACCAGCAUCAUCCCUAAAGGAGUUUGGAGUUCUUAUCUUUGGUAUAGGGUCAAGGAGCUCAGACAGCAGGGAACUUCAGAGGAUUUCCCAUGUGCCUGGUUAUGCUCUUUCAUUGAGUGACUUUGCUGAUCUUUCAACUGUCCAGCAAAAGCUUUUCACCAACAUUAACUCUGUACUUGUAGAGGACACACCCAUCACUACCACAGUAAUAGUGGAGUCAGAAGGACCCAAGAAGGACAUCGUCUUUGUGAUUGAUGGCUCUGAAGGUGUUGGCAGAGAGUUCCCAAUUAUCCAGGAGUUUGUGCGCAGAGUUGUGGAGAACCUCAAUGUUGGUGAGAACAAGAUCCGAGUAGGCGUGGUGCAGUAUGGAGAUUCUCCAUAUGCAGAAAUAUACCUCUACUCACAUAGGACCAAAGAAGGUGUCCUAAAUGGCAUCAAGGAACUCCGACAGCGUGGGGGGAGACAGCGCAACCUUGGUCGGGCCAUUGACUUUGUUGGACGUGAAGUUCUAGAUUCUGGACGUGGUGGAAGGAAACAGGAGGGAGUUCCACAAUUUGUUGUUGUGGUUUCAGGAGGAAAAGCAACAGACGAUAUAAGACCAUCUGCAACUACACUCAAACAGUUAGGAAUUGUCCCCUUUAGCAUAGGAACAAGAGACGUGAGCACUCAGGAAUUGCAAGUGACCUCCUAUGUCCCCAGAUUUGCCUACACAGUUGAUGACUUGCCUGGACUUUAUACAAUUCAGGACACACUCAUCACCACCCUGACUGAGCUAUCUAGUGAGGAGUUAGCAAAUUUGCGCCCUGUGUACCCUACAGACGUUGUAAUUCGAGUACCUCGUGGAGAUAAGAGGGAUGUCGUUUUCCUAAUUGAUGGCACAACAAAGAUGCGCACUCAGUUCCCUGCCAUAAGAGACAUGGUUCAACGAGUGGUGGAGAAGUUGGAUGUGGGUCUUGACAAUGUGAGGGUCUCAGUCGUGCAGUACAGUGAUGAUCCCAAAUUGGAAUUUCUCCUCAAUGAGUACUCCACAAAGGAGGAAGUUCGUCAAUCAAUACGACGGAUGAGAAGCAAAGGUGGCAAUCAGCUUAACACUGGUCAAGCUCUGGAAUAUGUAUCAAAGACCAUCUAUCAAAGAUCAGCUGGAAGCCGUGUAGAAGAGGGUGUGCCCCAGUUUCUCAUCCUGGUAACCGGGGGAAAGUCAAAUGAUGACGUAUCUGGUCCUGCUAACCAACUGAAGUUAAGCCGUGUUGCUCCCUUAGCAGUUGGAGCUCAUGAUGCUGAUGCAGAGGAGCUAAAAUUAAUUUCUUUUAGUCCAGAACUAACAUACACCAUUAGAGACUUCCAGCAACUUCCAACAGUGGAGCAACAGCUUUUGACCAAAGUCAGUACCAUGACCAGAGAUGACAUUUCGACCCCCCCUAUUCCAAAAGAUCCACUUAAUCUUGGAAGAAAGGACAUCAUCUUCCUCAUUGAUGGCUCUGACAGUGUUGGACAAAGCGGUGUUGCUCACAUUCGUGACUUUAUCUUGAAAGUAGUUGAUCAGCUUGAUGUACGACCUGACCAAGUUCGCGUGGCUUUAGUACAGUAUGGUGAAAGACCUAAAACUGAAUUCUCUUUGAACUCCCACGACAAUAAGCAAUCUGUCAUUUCUGCAAUCAAAAGACUACGUCACAUGGGUGGACGUGGUGCUGACCUUGCUGAGGCAAUAAAGUAUGUGAUUCGAAAUGAGCUGCAGGCUUCUGCUGGGGUACGUCUAGCACAGGCUUCCCAGCAUUUGGUUGUGCUCACUGGUGGAAGGUCAACAUCCGAUGUAUCUACUUAUGGCCCAAUUCUCAAAGGCUCUCGGGUCAAUUGUAUAGGAAUUGGUGCACAAAAUGCAGACGCAAGACAGCUGGCACAGAUUACUACCACUUCUGAUGAUGUCCUGCAGGUGCCUACUUUCCCAAAUCUUCCAAACAUACAGAGCAAGUUUAUAGCCAGACUUAAUGGAACAAUUGCAGAAGAACCUACCUUUGAGCCAUAUCCUGAACCCCUACAGCCCAAGGCUGCUGACAUUGUCUUUUUGGUUGAUGGCUCAAUCAAUCUUGGCAAGGACAAUUUCAAAGAGGUCAUGGAAUUCAUUCUCAAUUUAAUUGACCUGUUCUUUACUGAGAGAGACAAACUUCAGAUUGGUCUAGCACAUUAUGCUACUGAUGUGACCGAUGUAUUCUACCUCAACACCUACAAAAAUAAGGAUGAUAUUAUCAAUGCCAUAACUCGAGCAGAGUACAAGGGAGGUCGAGAAAUUAAAACAGGAAAUGCCAUUCGCCAUGUUCAGAAAACACAUUUUAUCAAAGAAAGAGGCAGUCGGAAGGAUGAGGGAAUUCCACAGAUCCUAAUAGUAGUCACUGGUGGACGGUCAAGAGAUGACAGUAAAACAGCGGCAUUAGGUCUCAAAGCCAGUGGUGUGCGCAUCUAUGCUGUUGGGGUGGGUGAUAUAGAGAAUGAGCUCAAUAAUUUGGGCAGUGAAACUACUACGGUGGCCCGAGCCAGCACCUUCCAAGAGCUCUCUGAGCUGAAUGAGCAGAUUUUGGAAACACUUGAUGAUGAGGUGAAAGGAAUAGGACUGUGCACUGGAAUAAAGUUUCCUACGAAAGCAUGCAAGUUGGAUGUUCUUGUGGGGUUUGAUGUGGCUGCACAGAACAUUUUUGCUGCUCAGAGAUCAUUAGAGACAAAGAUGGCUGGUAUUCUCCAACGCAUUACCCAGAUGCAGCCCAUCAGCUGCACUUCUGGCCAGGUUCCCUCAAUACAAGUGGGCAUGUUAGCGAUGGACUCUGCCUCAGAGCCCGUUCAGCUGGAUUUCACCAACAGAUACACAGAGAUUCUCGAGCCCUUCAAGGCCCUCCGAAAUCGUGGACCUUUUGUUCUGAAUGGUGCCACAAUCAAGGCUUAUGCUGAUAGAUUGAAGAAUCAGCCUACAGAUAGUAUCAAGGUUGUGAUCCACUUAACUGAUGGAUUAGAUGCCCAGUACAACAUUCUGAAAGAGCGAGUUGAACUGAUGCGUUUAGCUGGUGUUAGUAGUUUCAUUCUUGUUGCACUGGAGAGAGUGCCACGAUUUGAAGAUGCAGUUCUCUUGGAAUUUGGCCGUGGCUUCAGGUACACACGACCUCUGCGUGUCAAUCUCAUAGACUUGGAUUAUGAACUUCUAGAAGAACUGGAUAACAUUGCUGAGCGGGAAUGCUGUUCCGUUCCAUGCAAGUGUAAUGGCCAGAGAGGGGACAGGGGAGCUGUUGGCGUUCCUGGACUAAAGGGUCAACCUGGUGGUCCGGGCUUCAGUGGACAUCCUGGUGAUGAAGGCGGUCCGGGAGAGAGAGGUCCACCUGGUGUAAAUGGAACUCAAGGAUUCCAAGGAUGUCCAGGUCAAAGAGGUGUUAAAGGAUCUCGAGGAUACAAUGGUGAAAAGGGUGAAAUUGGAGAGAUUGGUUUAGAUGGAAUCAAUGGAGAAGAGGGAACAAGUGGCGUUGCUGGCCCUCCAGGAGAUAGAGGAAACCCCGGCCAAAGGGGGCCUAAAGGAGCCAAAGGCCAGGCAGGAGAUGUUGGUCAGACUGGAAUACGUGGUGAUCCAGGCACCCCAGGAAGAGACAACAACCAGAGGGGACCAAAAGGUGACCAAGGCGAUGCUGGCCCAGCGGGAGAGCCAGGAGUGGACGGAAAUAAGGGAGGUCCUGGUGAACCAGGCAGACAGGGCUCUGAUGGUAGAAGGGGGCCUCCUGGUCAAGCUGGUGCUGCUGGAAGGCCCGGAAGUGAUGGUUUAGCAGGAGAGACGGGAAUUGGAGGACCUCGGGGUCCCGCUGGACCAAUUGGAGCACCUGGUAUUAGAGGAGAGGAUGGAAACCCUGGUCCAAGGGGGCCAGGAGGACUGCCAGGACCUGCUGGAGAAAAGGGUAGAAGAGGUGCCAUUGGCCGUAAGGGUGAACCAGGGGAGCCGGGACCUAAAGGUGUUGUUGGACCCCAGGGACCCCGCGGGGAGCCUGGUGAGGAUGGACGAGAUGGGUUUGGUGUACCUGGUCCUAAAGGAAGAAAGGGUGAUGAAGGUUUCCCUGGUUUCCCUGGUCCAAAGGGUGAAGCAGGUGACCCUGGUUCAAAUGGAGGACCUGGACCUAGAGGAAACAAUGGCCAGAGGGGUACCUCAGGAGCACGUGGUGGGCCUGGUCAAAAGGGAGAUAAUGGAUACCCAGGUCCCUAUGGCCUAAAAGGACCCAGAGGAGUUGGUCCAGUGCAAUGUGAUCUGGUCAAGAAAAUUAGGGAUAACUGUCCUUGCUGCUAUGGUGCUCAGGUAUGUCCCCUAUACCCCACUGAGCUGGCCUUUGCCCUGGAUGCAUCUGAUGGUGUAACACGCUCUGCUUUCAACAACAUGCGGGACACUGUUCUCCGCUUGGUCAGUGACAUCACUAUUGCUGAGAGCAACUGUCCCCGGGGCGCUCGUGUUGCUCUAGCGCUCUACAACAAUGAGGUGACUACAGAGAUACGCUUUGCAGAUACCCAGAAGAAGCGAGCACUUGUUGAGCGAGUUCAAGGGCUCCAGGCUCUGCAGACCCGUAAGCAGCGCAGCUUGGAUACGGCUAUGAACUUCAUUGCACAGAACACAUUCAAGAGAGUUCGCAGUGGCUUCCUUGUACGCAAGCUUGCUGUUUUCUUUGUCAACGGCCCUAUUACGGUCACACAAGAAUUCAGUGCCGCUGCUCUGCGCCUCUAUGAUGCAGGAAUUUCCUCUGUAUUCCUUCUUAACCGUGAAGAUCGUCAACUCACAAGAGCCUUGCAGCUUAACAACACUGCGUUAGCCCAGAUUAUUGUCCUACCCUCACCUGGAAGUGCUGAAUACAACAAUGUAAUCAAGAAGAUCAUGACCUGCCAUAUCUGCAUAGAUUUCUGUGCCCCAGAUCAGAUCUGUGAUAAUAGUCCUGGACGUGGAGUCCGUGUCCGAGACCGAAGGGAUCCCACCACUGACUUGGACAUCGACAUGGCCUUCAUUCUCGAUAGCUCAGAGAGCACCUGGCCUUCCGUCUUCAUAGAGAUAAAGCAAUAUUUGGCUCUAAUGAUAGAACAGCUAGAGAUGUCCCCUGAGCCAACCAGCACUACCCAUCAUGCUCGAGUGGCACUUGUCCAGCAUGCACCUUAUGAAUACUUGCACAAUGGCAGUGGUAUUCCCAUCAGCGUGGCCUUUGGUUUGACAGAUCACAAGUCACCAAGCAGUGUUCGAAGCUUCUUACAGGAUAAGGUGUACCAGUUGGAGGGAGGACGUGCCCUUGCAGCUGCUCUUGAAGGCACUGUUGAACAUGUGUUUGAGAAGGCGCCACAUCCCCGCCACUUGAAAGUAUUAGUUAUUUUGGUGACUGGACCAGUUGAACUGCAUGAGGAGAGGAUAAUAAGGGCCGCCACUGAAGUUAAAUGCAAAGGGUACUUCAUAGUGGUGAUGGCAGUUGGAAAGCUGUUCGGUGCAGGUGAUAUCCGUGUCCUGGCCCAAGUGGCAAGCGAGCCUUCAGAUGUGUUCUUUAAGAGGGUGGAUAGACCUUCGGGCUUCUAUGAUGACCAUAUUCAGACAUUUGCCAGACUGUUGCCCAAGUACCUCGGCCUUGAAAAUGCUUUAUACCUGUCACCUGAAGUCGCUAAGAAGUGCCAGUGGUAUCAGAGUGACCAGCCACACAAAGUCCCAUUCAAUUUACCACAAACAGAGGAGAAACAACAGAAGCAUUAUGGACAGCAGGAGGUUCAUGACAGGAAACAUAAAGAAACAGGUAUGGAGGAACUGCAUCUGGUUAACGUCACCUCCAGCGGAUUCUCCCUACAGUGGUUGAGUGGCGAUUCAAAGGCAACCCAUGAGGUUACUGUGACUCGUCUGAAGGAUCAUAGUCUGGUACUGAGGAAAAAUGUGACUGGCAACCAUCUCUCCAUUACUGAGCUGGAGGCAGCCCAAACCUAUCACGUAGUGGUCAACACUCACAGUGCCAGUGGUCAUGUUGCCAGCACCUACAAAGGCAUUGUUCCCACAAAAUCAGCACAUCCGAAGGUCCUUACUGUAAGUGAUGUGAUGGGGAUUGUGCCCACUGCACCCUUGAGUAAACCAGAAACAAAAUCAACAGAACAGAAAAUUCUUAAUACCAGCGAAAUGAUUGGGUCGAUGUCUACUGCACCCUUGAGUAAACCAGAAAUUAAAUCAGCAGAACAGAAGGUUAUUAUUCCAAGUGAAGUGAUGGGGAGUGGGCCUUCUGCUCCCUUAAGUAAACCAGAAAUUAAAACGGCAGAACAGAAGGUUCUUGCUCCGAGUGAAGUAAUGGGGAUGGUGUCCUCUGCAUCUUUAAGUAAACCAGAAAUAAUUAACAAUUUUAUGGACCCAUGCUCACUUGACUUUGACACUGGACUGCAAUGCAAAGAUUACCAAGCUAAGUGGUACUUUGACAGAAAGAACGGAUUCUGUACACAGUUCUGGUAUGGAGGUUGUGGAGGAAAUGACAAUAGGUUUGAGACUGAGGCUGAUUGCCUCAAACGCUGCAUAAAGACAGUGGCUGAGCAUAAAGCAAGUGACGAGCAGGUCAAAGCUGUUCUCCCCCCAGCACCAGCUCCAGGUGCCCUGCACUCCAGUGUGGAUAUCUGCAAGCUACCAAAAGAAGAAGGCUCCUGUGCUAAAUUUGUGCUUAAAUGGCAUUAUGACCCGCUUAGUGGAACCUGUACUCGCUUCUGGUACGGAGGUUGUGGAGGGAACCAGAAUCGCUUUGAUACACAAGAUGAGUGUGAGAAGGCCUGUGGAAAAGCGGCACCUGUUCAACAAGGGAUCAUUGCUGCAGUUAAAACAUAGGAACUAAUGAAGACUGUAAGCUAACCGCUGACAACACUCAGAGGAUAUCGCACCAAAAAAUAGAAGCUUCACCACAGCCAAGAUGCCUGCACUGGACCCUGCCAGAGGAUUUGAUCCAAAGAAAACCUUGAAGUAGUAUUUUCCAUAUAAGAAAAAAAAAAAGCAGAACAAGCUUCUUUGUUUCGUGCUGGUGCUACAAUCAGUUUCUUUAAUAUUUUUAUUGUUUUAUUUUUAAUGUGUGUAUGGGUUUGAAUGAAACCCAGUGUAAAUGUCCAGGGCAAAAUAGCUUUUUUUUUUUUUUUUGAAAGAAUGUUCUGUUUUAAUCACGUGGUUUGUUUUUGGAAAUAUCUUGAUGAAAACAUAUCAAUAAAUCUUUGUAGUUAUGAGACAGGUUCAUGACAGUUUAGUUCAAUAUAGUAAAUUCUGCUCCUAAAUUACUUCAGUCCCCUUAUCGGGCUUUUUUUUUUUUUUUUUUUUUUUUUUUUUUACUGCUUGGAAGGAAGAAUCUUAAUUGCUCUUUCUGGUCAUACCGCUGGAGAUCUCCACUGACUCCACUGAAUCUCCAAGCAAAUGCUAUGUUAAUGUUUGUAAAUUAGGCAAUUAUAAAAUGAACCAUCUGAAAUCAAUGUAAUGUUUUUUUUUAAAUAACUAUGGAUUUUUGGAAUCAUUGCCUUACACACAAGUUUUGAUUUCAAAAGGCAAUUAGAAUGUACUUUUCAAGCUUUAUUUUUUGGGAGGGAUGGUGUUUUUUUUUUAACUUUGUAUUUCACUUGGAAAUGGGAAGAUAUAAAUAAAUUAGUCUUUAUAUAAAA